Molecule: messenger RNA, 1769 nt
Organism: Lasiosphaeria miniovina
Lineage: Eukaryota; Fungi; Ascomycota; Sordariomycetes; Sordariales; Lasiosphaeriaceae
Product: S-adenosyl-L-methionine-dependent methyltransferase
Exons: 2
Coding region: 228-1355 (375 amino acids)
Molecular function (GO): tRNA (cytidine-N3)-methyltransferase activity
Source: RefSeq, a predicted model, not a curated record
AAAAAAGUAGUGCCCCACAUCAAGGACCUAUUUCAUCAACUUUUCACCUUCCGCAUUUUUCAUCUUCCUUCCACCUUCCCCAGCCUGCAAUCCAGCAGUCCUCUCCACGCGAUAUGCUCUGUCGCACUCGCACCUCAGAACACGCCAUUCAAUGACCUGUGGCGAUUGUUAGUCGCACGCUGGAGGCGCACUAACACAGUCCGCUAGACAAGCCCACCCUUCUUGCCAUGUCGGCCCCUGAUGGCGCCGUCGUUGUGCCGGUCGCGGACCUGGCUGGCCUGGCCGAUGGACAAGACACGAAGCUUGCUGCAGAAAUCUCUGCGCUUGAGAUAGCCGGAGACGUGCAGCAGCCGACGUCGCCCCACCGGUCUCACGAUCCACAGUUCAACCAGAAGCGGAGCGACCCAUUCCAGUUUGGCUCUCGCUUGCUUCAGGACCAGGACGACCCGUUCGAGUUCAAUGCCUGGGAUCACGUCGAGACUGACGACGCAUACAAGGAGUAUGCCGAGCAGCAGUACGAGAUGCAGCGGCAGGCUCCUGUCUCGGAUUUUGACAAGUAUCGGUUCAACUCGGAUCCUGCCAAAUGGUGGAACCAGUUUUACAAGAACAAUACUGCAAACUUCUUCAAGGACCGGAAAUGGCUCCAACAAGAGUUUCCGAUUCUGAACAAGGUCACAGAGGAAGGGGCCGGCCCCAAGACGCUCCUAGAAAUAGGAGCCGGUGCGGGGAACACGGCGUUUCCGAUUCUGUCCCGGAACAAGAACCCACUGCUGAAGCUUCACGCCUGUGAUUUCUCAAAAAAAGCGGUCGAGGUCAUGCGCGCACACGAGUCGUACAACACGGACUUGAUGCAAGCUGAUGUUUGGGACGUGGCCGGCAACAGUCUGCCACCUGGCCUGGAAGCAGGCUCCGUGGACCUUGUGUUGAUGGUGUUUAUCUUCUCUGCACUGUCCCCGUUGCAGUGGAAGAAGGCGGUUGAGAAUGUUUACCAGGUGCUUAAGCCCGGCGGCGAGGUUUGCUUCCGCGAUUAUGGAAGAGGGGACCUCGCUCAGGUCCGGUUCAAGAAGGGACGCUAUCUCGAAGAGAACUUCUACAUUCGAGGCGACGGCACGCGCGUCUACUUUUUUGAGAAGGACGAGCUGGCCGAUAUUUGGUCGGCAAAGCCCGCUCCUGAUACCCAAGACACCACCGCUGAUGGCGCCGGUGUCGUCGACAGCGGCGAGAAAUCUGCACCGAGUGGUCCGUCGUUUGAGAUCGAGGAGCUCGGUGUUGAUCGUAGAAUGCUCGUGAACCGGGCAAAGAAGCUGAAGAUGUAUCGUUGCUGGCUGCAGGGCCGCUUUAGGAAAAAAGAAUAACAAUCACGAUACCCAGCAAACGCUUUGUUCCGCGACAUGCCUUGAUUGUAUAUACCUUGAUUGACCACGUGAUUGUGCUCUGUGUGAACUAUUUUGUCUGCUACUCUAUAUCUAGUGCAACUCUGCUAUCUAUCCGUAUUCACCUUUGUUGUCUCGCAAAGACAGGUACGCAGUGCUUUGUGCGAGAAAACCGUAUACUCGCUCUUGACAAGAGACAUGCGGACCUUGGAUUCAUCCUAUUAAGUUUUACUUGAACAUUGGCUUCGCUUUGUUAUUCUUUCUUGUGCUGUUUAUUUGGAAGAUGUAAUUGGAAAUUUAUCGGCAAUUUUUAGGGUGCGUAUACACAUUUAAAGAUAACGACAUGAAAUGGAACUUUCAUCUUUUCGACGGCUCAAUUCAGGAGCGCUCCGUCCU